GGGAUGCCGAGGAGCCUGGGCGGCCUCGCCGCGCGGGGCCCGCGGCCACGGUCGCCGGGCCGGGCCCGGUGCUGGAGCUGCUGGCGGGCCCCGGGGCGGCUACUGCUGCUGCUGUCGCUGCUGCCCGCGCUCUGCUGCCUCCUGGGCGCCGCGCGGGCGGAGGCGUCGGCGGCGGGGGCCGGGGACCGGACGGCGGCGGUGGCGGCUGCGGCGGCGGCGGCAGCGGCAGCGCAGGCGACCGAAGCAGAGGCGCCCUUCGCUGGGCAGAGCUGGCUGAAGUCCUACGGCUACCUGCUGCCCUCAGACUCCCGGGCGUCUGCAUUGCUCUCGGGGAAGGCCUUGCAGUCAGCAGUCUCCACCAUGCAGCACUUCUAUGGCAUCCCUGUCACUGGUGUGCUGGACCAGACAACAAUCGAGUGGAUGAAGAAACCCCGAUGUGGUGUCCCUGAUCAUCCCCAUUUGAGUCGCAGGCGGAGAAACAAGCGCUAUGCCCUGACUGGACAGAAGUGGAGACAAAAGCACAUCACCUACAGCAUUCACAACUACACCCCAAAGGUGGGUGAGCUGGACACCAGGAAGGCUAUUCGCCAGGCUUUUGAUGUGUGGCAGAAGGUGACCCCACUGACCUUUGAAGAGGUGCCAUACCAUGAGAUCAAAAGUGACCGGAAGGAAGCAGACAUUAUGAUCUUCUUUGCUUCUGGCUUCCAUGGUGACAGCUCCCCAUUUGAUGGGGAAGGGGGAUUCCUGGCCCACGCCUACUUCCCUGGCCCCGGAAUUGGAGGAGACACUCACUUUGACUCUGAUGAGCCGUGGACACUGGGAAAUGCCAACCAUGAUGGCAAUGACCUCUUCCUGGUGGCUGUGCAUGAGCUGGGCCACGCACUGGGCCUGGAGCACUCCAAUGACCCCAGUGCCAUCAUGGCGCCCUUCUACCAGUACAUGGAAACACACAACUUCAAGCUGCCACAAGACGACCUGCAGGGCAUCCAGAAAAUCUAUGGACCUCCAGCUGAACCUCUGGAGCCCACGCGGCCCCUCCCCACGCUCCCCGUCCGCAGGAUCCACUCGCCGUCAGAGAGAAAACAUGAGCGACAGCCCAGGCCCCCUCGGCCACCCCUGGGGGACCGGCCAUCCACGCCAGGUGCCAAACCCAACAUCUGUGAUGGCAACUUUAACACAGUGGCUCUCUUCCGGGGCGAGAUGUUUGUGUUUAAGGAUCGCUGGUUCUGGCGCCUGCGCAAUAACCGUGUGCAGGAGGGCUACCCCAUGCAGAUCGAGCAGUUCUGGAAAGGCCUGCCCGCCCGCAUCGAUGCGGCCUACGAAAGGGCUGAUGGAAGAUUUGUCUUCUUCAAAGGUGACAAGUACUGGGUGUUCAAGGAGGUGACGGUGGAGCCAGGGUACCCCCACAGCUUGGGGGAGCUGGGCAGCUGUCUGCCCCGUGAAGGUAUCGACACUGCCCUGCGCUGGGAGCCUGUGGGCAAGACCUACUUCUUCAAAGGCGAGCGGUACUGGCGCUACAGUGAGGAACGGCGGGCCACAGACCCCGGCUACCCCAAGCCCAUCACGGUGUGGAAAGGCAUCCCCCAGGCUCCCCAGGGGGCCUUCAUCAGCAAAGAAGGAUAUUAUACCUACUUCUACAAAGGCCGGGACUACUGGAAGUUUGACAACCAGAAACUGAGCGUGGAGCCAGGCUACCCACGCAACAUCCUGCGUGACUGGAUGGGCUGCAACCAGAAGGAGGUAGAGCGGCGGAAGGAGCGGCGGCUGCCCCAGGAUGAUGUGGACAUCAUGGUAACCAUCAAUGAUGUGCCAGGCUCCGUGAACGCCGUGGCCGUGGUCAUCCCCUGCAUCCUGUCGCUCUGUAUCCUGGUGCUGGUCUAUACCAUCUUCCAGUUCAAGAACAAGGCAGGCCCUCAGCCUGUCACCUACUAUAAGCGGCCAGUCCAGGAGUGGGUCUGAGCAGCCCAGAGCCCUGUCUGUCCACCAGGUCUAGCCAUCCAGGCCCUUCCUCACCAAGAUCUGAGGGGCAGCUCUGGCCAUAGCCCAUUGGGGUCGUAUAGCUGGAGUGAUGGGUGCACUGGCCUAGGCUUGAGUGUGGGAUUGGGAGUGAUGAGGAGCUGGCGCCAGGGUGGGCUUUCCAUCCUGGAUGUACUACCCUCUAUCUGAGGGGACAGGCCAGGCCCCCUCAGGAAGCAGGGACUAUCCCAGGAGGAGGCCCUGUGGUCACUGCCUCCUGUGGUGUCCAGGAGGCACCACAGCUCCCUUCCUGGCUGGAACCUAGCACCCUCUGUGGGAAGCCAGCACUAGCUCUCAUCCCCCAUCUGGGAGAUGCUACCCAUCCCAAUCCCCUUUUGCCAACACCUGCUGGUCAGAUGUCCCCCAUACCACCCCAUACUGCCCUCCAAGGCUACACGACUCUUGCUGCCGAGACAGUGGACAACAAGCCUGGGUUUCCCCUGCUGGCAGACGGCAGAUCCCUCAGGAAACCUACUCCAUCUGUCAGGGUCUCCCCCCAGACCCAGGAUUGAGGGUCAUGUCAUGUGCUGCCUGCAGCGGGGCUGUGGCCCAGCUGGGUCUCACA
Molecule: messenger RNA, 2581 nt
Organism: Ochotona curzoniae (black-lipped pika)
Lineage: Eukaryota; Metazoa; Chordata; Mammalia; Lagomorpha; Ochotonidae
Gene: MMP24
Product: matrix metallopeptidase 24
Exons: 9
Coding region: 4-1959 (651 amino acids)
Biological process (GO): collagen catabolic process; proteolysis; extracellular matrix organization
Cellular component (GO): extracellular matrix
Molecular function (GO): metalloendopeptidase activity; zinc ion binding
Source: RefSeq, a predicted model, not a curated record